AUGAUCAAGAAAGAAGAAGGAUUUUGGCAAGCGUCGGCGGUCCUAAAAGUGGCGGAAAAAGUGGCUGAGAGGAGGAGAGAAGGGACGGGGGACCACUUACAUGGUGGUGUAUUAGAAUUAGCGGAGUUGGCAAACGUGAAAUUCAGAACCGAAUUAUAUCCAGAGAAUGAGGGGCUGGUGGAGAGGGAAGCGGCGUUGCCUUAUAGAUUGGGGACUGACAGAAGAUUCGAGGAUAUCGUGCUGGCUGGUUCAGGGUUUGCUCGGGAAAUUGAAAAGGAGAUUGGAGUGCCGACGGCUAGUUGUGGAGAAAUUCCGUUUUGGGGAUGA
Botrytis porri is the source of this 327-nucleotide messenger RNA. RefSeq lists its product as uncharacterized. The record is from RefSeq and is a predicted model, not a curated record. The coding region runs from base 1 to 327 and encodes 108 amino acids. The transcript has a single exon. NCBI's taxonomy places the organism in Eukaryota, Fungi, Ascomycota, Leotiomycetes, Helotiales, Sclerotiniaceae.